GACGCCUCUGGCCUGCUGGCCAUCAGCCCCGCCAAGAGGGAGCUUUACGGGGUGUGCGCCGCGACCGGCUACCGGCCCAACGGCGGCGGCGCGUGCACCGCGGCAGAGGUGGAGUGCUACAAGUGCUUCUGCUACGAGGCGCUCUCGGGCGGCAUGAUCAAGUGA
This is a messenger RNA of Monoraphidium neglectum, 165 nucleotides long. RefSeq lists its product as hypothetical. The transcript has a single exon. The record is from RefSeq and is a predicted model, not a curated record. NCBI's taxonomy places the organism in Eukaryota, Viridiplantae, Chlorophyta, Chlorophyceae, Sphaeropleales, Selenastraceae. The annotation marks the transcript as partial.